UUGAAUUCACUAGACGGUCAUAAAAACAUUAAAUUUAUAAAUUUAUUAAAAUAUAGAAAUUUCUAAGCGUGAAAUACGUUAGAAGGUCUCUGGGAUGUUGGCGUGCACUUAAAAAAUGCCAUUAAUGCUUUUAUCUCUUUUGCGUUGUCUCCAGUAUAAAUUUCACACAAGAUUUGGCAGAUUUUGUUUAUGUAAGUACCAAAGGUUGCAUCGGCACAUAGUGUAUGGACAAGUAAUUAAUCGCCAUUAUCAUACAGAUUUAUCACAUUAAAAAUUUAUGAGUCGCCCAUUAAAAAGUAAAACAUUAACAAAAUCCACUUCUUCGUCGGUUAGGUCACGAAGUUCGAAGCGAAGUGUGUGUAAUUUCAGAUUGCAUGCAUAUUAAUAAACGUAUUAUCCGAAUAGUUUAAGUUUUUUGAUAAAAAGUCUGAAUCUGUUUUAACAAAAAUUUGAAAUGGCUGUAACCAUCCGGAACGGCUUUAAGCGGUACGGCGACGGUAAAUUGGUUCUUAACGAUGUCAAUCUUAACGUGGGCGUGGGGGAAAUGUAAAAAAAAAUAAUAAUUUUAUAGUUAAAAGCUCUGAAAAUUUGAAAUUUCAUUUUGCCAAAUGUAUGUAUUUACAUAGUUAUGGAUUACUUGGUGCCAGUGGGUGUGGGAAAACGACACUGCUUUCCUGUAUCGUUGGCUCGCGACAACUUGACUCCGGCCAAGUUCUCGUGUUCGGGCAACCACGUCCAACAAAUCUUGGCACGCUGUGCGGAUAUAUGCCCCAGGACACCGCUCUUCUAGAGGUUCUCAAUGUGUCAGAAACGUUAAAGUAUUUUGGUCUACUUUACGGAAUGAGUGAAAUCGAAAUUCAAAAUAGGAUUGAUUUCCUGAUCAAAUUUCUUGAAAUGCAAAAAGUCAAUAGACCAAUUAGCGAGUUAAGCGGUGGGCAAAGGAGACGGGUGUCCUUGGCUGCCGCUAUGAUUCACAAUCCACGUUUGCUCAUACUUGACGAGCCUACCGUAGGCCUGGAUCCUUUAUUACGCCACAGAAUAUGGGAAUAUUUGAUAGACAUUGCAAAAAAUUUUGGAACUUCUAUCGCGAUUUCAACUCAUUACGUGGAGGAGACUAAGCUUUGUCAUAAGAUCGGCCUUAUGCGUGGUGGGCGGCUGUUGGCAGAAGACCACCCAAAGGCCCUCCUAGCGACCCACAAUUGCGACAAGAUGACUGAUCUGGUACUGUAUUUGUCUCAAAAUGACCAACUCCAAAGUGACAUCAAACGCACCUGGCCAAGCUACAAAUUACUCAGUGAAGAUUACUACAAAGAGACAAAUAUGGAGACCGUUGUUGUUCCCCAGUCAGGAAAUGAUGAGCUCUUAUCAACGUCUAAAAAAGUGGAUCACACGUCCAUUAUGUGGGCACUAAUUUUUAAAUGGUUACACCGACACAAACGAGAUUUUAGACUGCACAUUUGGGAACUUUGCCUUCCCAUCAUGUGCGUCUACGUAUUUCAAAAUAUCAUGGGUCCAGAACCUGGCCGUGUGAAAUUCAGCCUGAUUCACAACAUACCAGAUUUCAACCUUACCAAUCAUUCCGAAAUGCAAGAAUAUUGCAAAAAAAUUAGCAACACGCCACCCAACAAAUGUUUUUCGAACAUUGCGAUAUGCAAUUUUAUCAAUACAUUUGAGACAGGCCAAUUUAUUUGGAUCCCUACGUAUUCGUACCAGGAAGGACUCGAUCACAUUAUUGAAGGCAGGGCGAUGGGACUCAUUGAAUUUCCGCAUGAUUAUGAAAAUCACUUAAAGAACAGAAUGAUGCACAGAAAUUUUGCAGACAAUGAGACCGUUCUCGGGUCCACGUUAUCAAUGCGAAUGGACGAAUCAAACAUGAUCUUAGCGUUUUGGGCGAAGAAAACCAUCGUUGAGAAAUAUCUUGUUUACAUGUCACGUGCUAUAGAAGCGUGUCCAAUAGCGACCGACUUUCUCCGGCCACCCAUUAAGAUGGGAACCAUCUACGGAUCCGCUGAAGUUUUUGACUACAUCGUCUUCAUGCAGACGGGUCUAGUCAUUCUGUUGAUGUUUGUCAUGUCAAUGGCAGUCUCCGUGUUGUGCGUGGAGGAUCGUCUCCUCGGUUUGGAAGAGCGCGAUCGUGUCGCCGGAGUGACCGUGUCACAUCGUCUCGUCGUCUCCCUUGUCACUCAAAGCUUCAUGAUUUUUAUACAAAUCGGAAUAUUCUUAGGGUUACUUUGCGGCCUGUAUGAUAUGCAAAUUAGGGGGUCAUGGGUACUUGCGGUCUCCCUCAUUUUCAUGACCUCUGUUUGUGGACAAUUUGUAGGCAAGUCAGAAAAUAGAAAUUAA
This is a messenger RNA of Folsomia candida, 2343 nucleotides long. RefSeq names its product ABC transporter G family member 23. The coding region runs from base 613 to 2343 and encodes 576 amino acids. Gene Ontology annotation, molecular function: ATP binding; ATP hydrolysis activity; ABC-type transporter activity. The record is from RefSeq and is a predicted model, not a curated record. Gene Ontology annotation, cellular component: membrane. Lineage: Eukaryota; Metazoa; Arthropoda; Collembola; Entomobryomorpha; Isotomidae. The transcript is spliced from 12 exons.